GAUGCCACCGGGCAGCUCCGUUUAAGAGAAAGCCAGGACCGCUGGAGCAGGACCCUGAGCGGUGCUCUCUGUGCUGAGCGGCGGGACCGGCUCGGAGCUGAGGCCAACAUGAGCGAGCGACAAGGAACCGGGGCAACCAACGGAAAGGACAAGACAUCGGGAGAGAAUGACGGCCAGAAGAAAGUCCAGGAGGAUUUCGACAUCGACAUGGACGCGCCCGAGACAGAGCGCGCGGCGGUGGCCAUCCAGUCUCAGUUCAGAAAGUUCCAGAAGAAGAAGGCUGGGUCCCAGUCCUAGCGGGGUGGGGGGCCCUCCUGGUCCGCCUCAGACCCGUCAAGCAGUUCGCAGAACAACGCCGCACAGAGAAGCCCACACCUCGCACACACGCACCGUGACCCCAGAUGCAUGGUACAGAAGCCGUAGCGCGGCGGCCUCCUGGGCAGGCGGAGCGGCGAGGCCGUACGCAGCUUAGUGUCUGUGUCCCCCCAGCCCCUGACUGUCCCUGCCGUUGUAAUAAAAGGUGUUGAGACAGUG
Messenger RNA from Fukomys damarensis (Damara mole-rat), 534 nucleotides. RefSeq names its product Purkinje cell protein 4 (gene Pcp4). The record is from RefSeq and is a predicted model, not a curated record. Gene Ontology annotation, molecular function: calmodulin binding; calcium ion binding. Lineage: Eukaryota; Metazoa; Chordata; Mammalia; Rodentia; Bathyergidae. Bases 109 to 297 code for a protein of 62 amino acids. Gene Ontology annotation, cellular component: cytoplasm. The transcript has 3 exons.